Molecule: messenger RNA, 1521 nt
Organism: Salvia hispanica
Lineage: Eukaryota; Viridiplantae; Streptophyta; Magnoliopsida; Lamiales; Lamiaceae
Product: trans-cinnamate 4-monooxygenase
Biological process (GO): lignin metabolic process
Molecular function (GO): iron ion binding; trans-cinnamate 4-monooxygenase activity; heme binding
Source: RefSeq, a predicted model, not a curated record
AAAAAUGGAUCUCCUCCUCCUGGAGAAGGCGCUGAUCGGCCUCUUCUCCGCCAUCAUCGUCGCCGCCGUGGUCUCCAAGCUGCGGGGGAAGAAGUUCAAGCUCCCGCCGGGGCCGAUGCCGGUCCCGAUCUUCGGCAAUUGGCUCCAGGUCGGCGACGAUCUCAACCACCGGAACCUCACCGACUACGCCAAGCGCUUCGGCGACAUCUUCCUCCUCCGCAUGGGGCAGCGCAACCUCGCCGUCGUCUCGUCGCCGGAUCUGGCGAAGGAGGUGCUCCACACGCAGGGGGUCGAGUUCGGCUCGCGCACGCGCAACGUCGUGUUCGACAUCUUCACGGGGAAAGGGCAGGACAUGGUGUUCACCGUCUACGGCGAGCACUGGCGGAAGAUGCGGCGGAUCAUGACGGUGCCGUUUUUCACCAACAAGGUGGUGCAGCAGUACCGCCAGGGGUGGGAGGCGGAGGCCGCGGCGGUCGUGGACGAUGUGAAGAAGAUGCCGGAGUCGGCGACGACGGGGAUCGUGCUGAGGAGGCGGCUGCAGCUCAUGAUGUACAACAACAUGUACCGGAUCAUGUUCGAUCGGAGGUUCGAGAGCGAGGAGGAUCCUCUGUUUGUCAAAUUGAAGGCGUUGAAUGGAGAGAGGAGCCGAUUGGCGCAGAGCUUCGAGUACAACUAUGGCGAUUUCAUCCCGAUUUUGAGGCCGUUCCUCAGAGGCUACCUCAAGCUGUGCCAGCAGGUCAAGGAGAGGAGGCUGCAGCUGUUCAAGGAUUACUUCGUUGAUGAAAGGAAAAAGCUCGUGAGCACGAAACAGGGCGAUAAUGGCCUAAAAUGCGCGAUCGAUCACAUGCUUGAAGCCCAGCAGAAGGGAGAGAUCAAUGAGGAUAAUGUCCUUUACAUUGUUGAGAAUAUUAAUGUUGCUGCAAUUGAGACAACUCUAUGGUCGAUUGAGUGGGGAAUUGCUGAGCUAGUGAACCACCCCGAGAUCCAGAGCAAGCUCCGUCACGAACUCGACACGGUACUCGGCCCGGGAGUCCAAAUCACGGAGCCCGACACCACCAAGCUCCCGUACCUCCAGGCCGUGAUCAAGGAGACCCUCCGUCUCCGGAUGGCCAUCCCGCUCCUCGUGCCCCACAUGAACCUCCACGAUGCAAAGCUCGGCGGCUUCGACAUCCCUGCCGAGAGCAAGAUCCUGGUCAACGCGUGGUGGCUUGCCAACAACCCCGACCACUGGAAAAACCCGGAAGAGUUCAGGCCCGAGAGGUUCUUGGAGGAGGAGGCGAAGGUCGAGGCCAACGGCAACGACUUCAGGUACCUCCCAUUCGGGGUCGGGCGGAGGAGCUGCCCCGGGAUCAUCCUCGCGCUGCCUAUCCUUGGCAUCACGAUAGGCCGCCUCGUGCAGAACUUCGAGCUGCUGCCUCCCCCGGGGCAGUCGAAGAUCGACACCUCGGAGAAGGGCGGGCAGUUCAGCCUCCACAUUUUGAAGCACUCCACCAUUGUCAUGAAGCCAAGAUCGUUUUGAAU